Epithele typhae is the source of this 1053-nucleotide messenger RNA. RefSeq lists its product as uncharacterized. Lineage: Eukaryota; Fungi; Basidiomycota; Agaricomycetes; Polyporales; Epitheliaceae. Gene Ontology annotation, cellular component: Golgi apparatus. Gene Ontology annotation, molecular function: antiporter activity. Bases 1 to 1053 code for a protein of 350 amino acids. The transcript has 7 exons. The record is from RefSeq and is a predicted model, not a curated record. Gene Ontology annotation, biological process: GDP-fucose import into Golgi lumen; protein O-linked glycosylation via fucose.
AUGGCCCCUUCUCAGCAGCAGCAGCCCGCAUCAAGGGCCCUGGUGGCGGGCACCGUGACCUUCUAUCUGAUCGCUGCCUUGGCUGUACGUCCAAUACUAUUAAACAAAUGGGUACUCAACUCCACAGACACCCCCCUUUUCUUCUUGGGCACCCAGCUCGUCAUCGCCGUCAUUCUCUUCCUGGUCGCGCACAUGGCCGGUUUACUCCAGCUCCCGCUCACGUUGGACAUGCAAGUGGUGAAGGGACUUGUCCCCAUGGUCGGACUGAGUGUCAUCGGUCUUAGUUUCAGCAACUACACCCUCAAAUACGUCGAUGCCUCCUUCUACCAGGUUGCCCGUGGAAUGGUCCUCCCUUUCACUGUCGGCACGUCCUUCUUCCUCCUCCAUGCCCGCCCCUCUCUCCACAUCCUCAUGGCCUGCCUUGUCGUCACUAUGGGCUUCUUCGUCGGCGUCUUCCUCGACGGUACCUCUGUUUCCCUCGUUGGCAUAUCCUUCGGGGUCGUCAGUUCCAUGAUCACCGCCCUUCACUCUGUCGUCAUCAAGAAGAGUCUCGACGUCGUCCACGGUUCCGCCCUUCAUUUGUCGUGGUACACCAACCUCCUCUCCUGCGUCGUCCUCGCACCCAUAAUCAUCCUCGCUGGUGAGCUUCCCGGUGUCAUGGCUCUUCUCUUCGGCCCGGACCUCAGCGCCCCCGGCGAGUUGAGCACGCUGUCCAAGUUCAUCUACGGCUCCCUCAUUACGGGUGUUUUCGGCUUCCUCAUGAGCGUCGCCAGUCUCAUGUCGAUCAAGGUCACCUCUCCCAUCACCCACAUGGUCUCUUCCGCUGUUCGCGGAGUCGCGGCGUACGCGCUCAGCGUCUGGCUAUUCAGCGAUGCCGUCACUCAAGGACGUGUCUCGUCUGUUGCGAUUAUCCUCCUCGGCUCCAUCUGGUACACCUGGAUCAAGCACCUUGAGUCGCAGCAGGCGCCGCCGAAAGGCAACUACGACCCGGUCGCUAUAGAGGAGAUGGAGCAGGGCAAGACGAAGCGGGGCUCGCGCGACGCUCGGGAUUGA